AUGAAGUGGAAUUUUAUUGCCAUUGUGCACACAGAGGAGGAGGAAGCAUUGCAUGAAUAUAUCGACCUGGACAAUAAUGAGCCCGCAAAUGGUGAUGAGGUUGAUGAUGCUGAUGAGGAUCCUGAAGAUGAGCUGAAGCGGCUAAUGAAAGAACAGAACUCAUCUGUUUACACGUUUUCGAUCCCACACCGCACAUCAUUGAGAUUGGUGAUCAUUGUGCGCAUGAGUUCAAGUGCCAAGCAAGUCUGA
This is a messenger RNA of Suillus fuscotomentosus, 249 nucleotides long. RefSeq lists its product as uncharacterized. The coding region runs from base 1 to 249 and encodes 82 amino acids. The record is from RefSeq and is a predicted model, not a curated record. Lineage: Eukaryota; Fungi; Basidiomycota; Agaricomycetes; Boletales; Suillaceae. The transcript has 2 exons.